GGCGCACGUCAGCGGCGGCGCGCGCCUGGCUGGGCCCUGCGGAGCGGGAGGGAAGGAGCGAAGGAGCAAGCGGAGCGGCCGUCGCCCAAGCCGAGACGCGCUGCCAGCCCUCCCGCCUGCCCGCCCGCGCUCCUGUCCGCCGUGUCUAGCAGCGGGGCCCAGCAUGGUCAUGGCGGAUGGCCCGAGGCACUUGCAGCGCGGGCCGGUCCGGGUGGGGUUCUACGACAUCGAGGGCACGCUGGGCAAGGGCAACUUCGCCGUGGUGAAGCUGGCGCGGCACCGGAUCACCAAGACGGAGGUGGCAAUAAAAAUAAUCGAUAAGUCUCAGCUGGAUGCAGUGAACCUUGAGAAAAUCUACCGAGAAGUACAAAUAAUGAAACUGUUAGACCACCCUCACAUCAUCAAACUUUAUCAGGUAAUGGAGACCAAAAGUAUGUUGUACCUUGUGACAGAAUAUGCCAAAAAUGGAGAAAUAUUUGACUAUCUUGCUAAUCAUGGCCGGCUAAAUGAGUCUGAAGCCAGGAGAAAAUUCUGGCAAAUCCUGUCUGCUGUUGAUUAUUGUCAUGGUCGGAAGGUUGUGCACCGUGACCUCAAAGCUGAAAAUCUCCUGCUGGAUAACAACAUGAAUAUCAAAAUAGCAGAUUUCGGUUUUGGAAAUUUCUUUAAAACUGGUGAACUGCUGGCAACAUGGUGUGGCAGCCCCCCUUAUGCAGCCCCAGAAGUCUUUGAAGGGCAGCAGUAUGAAGGACCACAGCUGGACAUCUGGAGUAUGGGAGUUGUUCUUUAUGUCCUUGUCUGUGGAGCUCUGCCCUUUGAUGGACCAACGCUUCCAAUUUUGAGGCAGAGGGUUCUGGAAGGAAGAUUUCGGAUUCCAUAUUUCAUGUCAGAAGAUUGCGAGCACCUUAUUCGAAGGAUGUUGGUCCUAGAUCCAUCCAAACGGCUAACCAUAGCUCAAAUCAAGGAGCAUAAAUGGAUGCUCAUAGAAGUUCCUGUCCAGAGACCUGUUCUCUAUCCACAAGAGCAAGAAAAUGAGCCAUCCAUCGGGGAGUUUAAUGAGCAGGUUCUGCGAUUGAUGCACAGCCUUGGAAUAGAUCAGCAGAAAACCAUUGAGUCUUUGCAGAACAAGAGCUAUAACCACUUUGCUGCCAUUUAUUUCUUGUUGGUGGAGCGCCUGAAAUCACAUAGGAGCAGUUUCCCAGUGGAGCAGAGACUUGAUGGCCGCCAGCGCCGGCCUAGCACCAUUGCUGAGCAAACAGUUGCCAAGGCACAGACUGUGGGGCUCCCAGUGACCAUGCAUUCACCCAACAUGAGGCUGCUGCGAUCUACCCUCCUCCCCCAGGCAUCCAACGUGGAGGCCUUUUCAUUUCCAGCAUCUGGCUGUCAGGCGGAAGCAGCAUUCAUGGAAGAAGAGUGUGUGGACACCCCAAAGGUAAAUGGCUGUCUGCUUGACCCUGUGCCUCCUGUCCUGGUACGGAAGGGAUGCCAGUCACUGCCCAGCAACAUGAUGGAGACCUCCAUUGACGAAGGGCUGGAGACAGAAGGAGAGGCCGAGGAAGACCCCACUCAUGCCUUCGAGGCAUUUCAGUCCACGCGCAGUGGGCAGAGACGGCAUACUCUGUCAGAAGUGACCAAUCAACUGGUCGUGAUGCCUGGGGCAGGGAAAAUUUUCUCCAUGAACGACAGCCCCUCCCUUGACAGUGUGGACUCUGAGUAUGAUAUGGGAUCUGUUCAGACGGACCUGAACUUCCCGGAGGAUAACCCUUCCCUUAAGGACAUCAUGUUAGCCAAUCAGUCCUCACCCCGCAUGACAUCUCCCUUCAUAAGCCUGAGACCUACCAACCCAGCCAUGCAGGCUCUGAGCUCCCAGAAACGAGAGGUCCACAACAGGUCUCCAGUGAGCUUCAGAGAGGGCCGCAGAGCAUCAGAUACCUCCCUCACCCAAGGAAUUGUAGCAUUUAGACAACAUCUUCAGAAUCUGGCUAGAACCAAAGGAAUUCUAGAGUUGAACAAAGUGCAGCUGCUGUAUGAACAAAUAGGACCAGAGGCAGACCCUAACCUGGCACCAGCAGCUCCUCAGCUCCAGGACCUUGCUAGCAGCUGCCCUCAGGAGGAAGUUUCUCAGCAGCAGGAAAGCGUCUCCACUCUCCCUGCCAGCGUACAUCCUCAGCUGUCCCCACGGCAGAGCCUGGAGACCCAGUUCCUGCAGCACAGACUCCAGAAGCCCGGCCUUCUGUCAAAGGCGCAGAACACCUGUCAGCUUUAUUGCAAAGAACCACCACGGAGCCUUGAGCAGCAGCUGCAGGAACACAGGCUCCAGCAGAAGCGACUCUUUCUCCAGAAGCAGUCUCAACUGCAGGCAUAUUUUAAUCAGAUGCAGAUAGCAGAGAGCUCCUACCCACAGCCAAGUCAGCAGCUGCCCCUUCCCCGCCAGGAGACUCCACCGCCUUCUCAGCAGGCCCCACCAUUCAGCCUGAGCCCGGUCCUGGAGCCUUCCUCUGAGCAGAUGCAAUACAGCCCUUUCCUCAGCCAGUACCAGGAGAUGCAACUUCAGCCUCUGCCCUCCACUUCAGGUCCCCGGGCUGCUCCUCCGCUGCCCACACAGCUACAGCAGCAGCAGCCACCACCGCCACCACCACCGCCACCACCACGACAGCCAGGAGCCGCCCCAGCCCCCUUACAGUUCUCCUAUCAGACUUGCGAGCUGCCAAGCGCUGCUUCCCCUGCGCCAGACUAUCCCGCUCCCUGUCAGUAUCCUGUGGAUGGAGCCCAGCAGAGCGACCUCACGGGGCCAGACUGUCCCAGAAGCCCAGGACUGCAAGAGGCCCCCUCCAGCUACAACCCACUAGCCCUCUCUGAGAUACCUGGACUCUUUGAUUGUGAAAUGCUAGAUGCUGUGGAUCCACAACACAACGGGUAUGUCCUGGUGAAUUAGUCUCAGCACAGGAAGUGAGGUGGGUCAGGUGACGGAAGAGUGUAUGUUUCUAUUUUUAUUCCAGCCUUUUCAAUUUAAAGCUUAUUUUCUUGCCCUCUCCCUAACGGGAGAAAUCAAGUCACCCAAUGGAAUCAGAGGGCCUGGCUGGGGUGGAUGUUGCUUCCUCCUGGUUCUGCCCCACCACAAAGUUUUCUGUGGCAAGUGCUGGAACAUAGUUGUAGGCUGAGGUUCAUGCCCUAAUGUCAAGUGGAGCAAGCUCUCAAGGGAGGCACUGUUCCUAAGAAGACAUUCAGACCCAGGUUUUAUGCCGGAUCACAUCAGUUUAUCAUCAAGGGCAACCUUGGUGAAAGCAGAAAAGGUGUGUGCUAUGGCAUAUAUAUGGGGGAAAAAUGGCAAUAUAUUUUUCACUGAAGGUGAGCAACAACAUACUACUAUAAGGCAAAUCAAGAAGACAUCAGGAGAUCGGGUGCACAAGGAAUCAAGGAAAGCUGUGCUUCGUCAUUGAAUCCCGAGUUCUUACCUGCUGAUGCAAGUUCUCACCCAAGGCCAUCACAAACCAGUGGAUCGGAGCCACUAAAUAACAGCUGGUACCCGAGACCACCUUCAUGUCCAUUCAGGAGCAGGUGACACACCUCUAAAGAAGGUGCCCUGGGUUGCCGAGUAUCAGAAUAUACUCAGGACUCCAAAGGUGUCACCCGUGGAACUGACAGGAAACCCACCACAGUGGAGGCAGGGGGCAAGAAACUCAAGAAAGCAUCAAGAGCACCAGCCCUGGGCCAGGGAAGACGGGCUCUUCCUGCAGUCUCUCUUGGACACUGCUGGCUUGGGGGCAGUCGGUCUCCAGGAUACCUGUUGUCUCUUUUCCGAUGUAGUAACUACUUUGACCUUACACUAUAUGUUGCUAGUAGUUUAUUAAGCUUUGUGUAUUUGGACAGUUUCAUAUAGGGCUUCGAGAUUUUAAGGACACGAAAAAUGAACUUUUACGUCCCAUGUGAAGUGGUAGUGCUGUGCCUUUCCCCCAGAUCAUGCUUUAAUUCUUUCUUUUCUGUAGAAACCAACAGUUUUCCAUUUAUGUCAAUGCUAAAUCCAAAGUCACUUCAGAGUUUGUUUUCCACCAUGUGGGAAUCAGCAUUCUUAAUUUCCUUAAAGUUUUGACUUGUAAUGAAA
Molecule: messenger RNA, 4099 nt
Organism: Saimiri boliviensis boliviensis (Bolivian squirrel monkey)
Lineage: Eukaryota; Metazoa; Chordata; Mammalia; Primates; Cebidae
Gene: SIK2
Product: salt inducible kinase 2
Biological process (GO): intracellular signal transduction; microtubule cytoskeleton organization; protein phosphorylation
Cellular component (GO): cytoplasm
Molecular function (GO): ATP binding; tau-protein kinase activity; magnesium ion binding
Source: RefSeq, a predicted model, not a curated record